Molecule: messenger RNA, 1839 nt
Organism: Marmota flaviventris (yellow-bellied marmot)
Lineage: Eukaryota; Metazoa; Chordata; Mammalia; Rodentia; Sciuridae
Gene: C1H7orf25
Product: chromosome 1 C7orf25 homolog
Source: RefSeq, a predicted model, not a curated record
UCACCCGGCCCGGAACCACCUGACGCGUGAGGCGCGGGAGGCAGCGAAGCUCUCGCAGGCGGAGCGGCCUCGGCGUUGAGUGAGGUGGGGGCUGCAGGGUGAGCUUUCCCUGCGGGUCCCGGUCUCCGCGUAACCGCUCCCGCCUGCUCGCGCUCGCAGUCCUGGGCGCUGCUGGAAAGGAAGAAUGCUGUCAGCAUGUCUGCACACUCCAUGCUCUGUGAACGAAUCGCCAUAGCCAAGGAACUGAUUAAGAGAGCAGAAUCACUUUCUAGAUCAAGAAAAGGUGGUAUAGAAGGUGGUGCAAAGCUAUGCAGCAAAUUGAAAGCAGAAUUAAAAUUCUUACAGAAAGUAGAAGCUGGGAAAGUAGCUAUUAAAGAAUCCCAUUUGCAAAGCACAAAUCUAACACAUCUGAGAGCCAUUGUGGAAUCAGCAGAAAACCUGGAAGAAGUUGUUAGUGUUCUCCAUGUCUUUGGUUACACAGAUACCUUGGGAGAAAAGCAGACCCUUGUAGUGGAUGUAGUUGCAAAUGGUGGUCAUACUUGGGUGAAAGCCAUUGGCCGAAAGGCUGAAGCACUGCACAAUAUCUGGCUGGGCAGGGGCCAGUAUGGGGACAAAAGCAUCAUUGAACAGGCCGAAGACUUCCUCCAGGCCAGUCAUCAACAGCCAGUGCAGUAUAGCAACCCUCACAUCAUCUUUGCAUUUUACAACAGUGUCUCCAGCCCCAUGGCAGAGAAGCUGAAAGAAAUGGGCAUAUCUGUGAGAGGAGACAUAGUAGCAGUCAACUCUCUGUUAGAUCACCCUGAGGAGCUCCAGCUAAGUGAGAGUGAAUCGGAUGACGAGGGCCCAGAACUUUUGCAGGUGACCAGAGUAGACCGGGAAAAUAUACUAGCAAGUGUUGCAUUUCCAACAGAGAUUAAGGUCGAUGUGUGUAAAAGAGUAAAUCUGGACAUUACUACUUUAAUCACGUAUGUAUCUGCCCUCAGCUAUGGAGGCUGCCGCUUUAUCUUCAAAGAAAAAGUGCUCACAGAACAAGCAGAGCAAGAGAGGAAAGAGCAGGUUCUACCUCAGCUGGAGGCGUUUAUGAAGGACAAGGAAUUGUUUGCUUGUGAAUCUGCUGUCAAGGAUUUUCAGUCUAUUCUAGAUACUUUAGGAGGACCUGGGGAGAGAGAGAGGGCUACUAUGCUAAUUAAGCGAAUUAAUGUGGUGCCAGACCAGCCUUCUGAGCGUGCCUUGAGACUAGUGGCCAGUUCAAAAAUUAAUAGCCGUUCAUUAACAAUUUUUGGGACAGGAGACACCCUAAAAGCCAUCACAAUGACUGCCAACAGUGGUUUUGUUAGAGCUGCAAACAACCAAGGUGUUAAGUUUAGUGUGUUUAUCCAUCAGCCUAGAGCACUUACUGAAAGUAAAGAGGCUCUGGCCACCCCCUUACCAAACAACUACACAAAUGUUGACAGUGAUCAAUAAUGGUAUCCUUUAAAUAUUGUCAUUGAAAUAAGUUAUUUAUACCAAAGGCUGGGUCUUCUCAUCUAGAUUGCAGUGGAGGGAGGUCUGUAGUAAAAAGAAUACUUAGAACUCAAACCAGUAAAAAAUUUUUGUGUGUCUCAUCUGUAUUUAAAGUAUAUUAUUGCCUAAAGUAGAAAAAGCACAAGAAACAACCUUAUUUAUCAAACUGUCUACAUUAUAGUAAUUAAGACAGAUCCACCUAUAUAAAGCUUUUAGCUGUCUCGUAAUACUUUUGUUUAAUUCAGUAGGGCUGCAGCUUCCCUACUGGUAAUCACAUUUCAUGGAAUAUGGCCACACUGCAUCUUGCAUUCAUUAAAUAUCUGGAGAAAACUCUGA